UUACGUUUGAAGGGGAGGGGACAAAAAAAAAAGGCAGAAGGAUAUAAAAGACUCACUCAGGGCUUUAUUGCAGGAAUAUUUUUGCUGCUGGAGUUUGAGCUGAUUGAAUUAGUUGCUCCUCCUGUGAGUGAAACGCACGAGGAAAUUCGCAAGUUUCGGAAAAUCGGACAUCGUAACCCAAAAGAGGUUAGGAAGGCAGUCCAAAACACUCGGAGUAAAUAAGAGAAGAGAGGGAGAACUAUCCCAACAGCGUUUGGAGAGGACGAAACAACAAAUCAGGAAACUCCGAGAAAAGAGACAGAAUGUUCGGAAUCAAAUCGCUGGCUGUCCUGUUUCUGAUUUCCCUGGGCGGAAUUUCUUCAGCCAACACGCAAAAGUCAUUACUUUCGGAAAGGAACCACUUUGAUAAUCCAGAGGGUUCAGGGUUCCCUGGACGAAACAAACUUCAAUAUCCUUUCUACGAGCAAGAAGAAGGUUCUGGUUUCGCCUCUGGAGAUGACCAUGAUCUGGAUGAUGGUCAAGGACCAAUCGAUGAUGAGGAUGAUGAAAUGGACAACCAUAUUGACGAAAGUGAUGAGGAUGUCAUCUCUGAAGUAGAAGAUCCCAUUAUCAGCAAUGAGGUGCUGCAGAGGAACAACGCUGUACCACAGGAAGACAUCAGUAACCAGGUUGCUAUGGCAAGCACAAAUAGCAGCAGUGUCUUUGAAAGUACAGAGAUGCUUGCAGCAAUGAUUGCUGGUGGUACAAUUGGCCUUCUGUUUGCCAUCCUUCUCAUCCUGCUGCUCAUUUACCGUAUGAGGAAGAAGGACGAAGGCAGCUAUGACCUGAGCAAAAAGCCAAUUUACAAGAAGGCACCAACCACUGAGUUCUAUGCAUAAGCUUCAUCUGUGCCUGAGCUUCUGAACAACAGACUUUGUAUUCUUUCCAAGAGCUUCCACCUUAACAAGACAAAGACAAAAGUGGAGACAAAUUCAACUGUUUUAAAAUCUUUUUUUAUAUAUAAAACAUGCAUUACCAUGCGUGUAUUAUGUAUAUUUAAAAAGUCCACUUUUUUAAAUGCUGGAGAAAUGUUAUGUAACCCAGAUUAAAAGAUUUAAGGCAUUUUGAAAUGUAAGAGCCUAGAUAUAAAAAGCAGCCUAGUCUGAUUUGCCUGCAGUGAAAUAUUUUCUGCCACUAUAUGAGGGGGCAAACAAAGAAAGGUUUCAUAUCUUUGAAAUUGUAGCUGAUAUUUAGUUCUCCUAUUCUUUGGGCAGGCAGGAAAAUUGUGGCUUCUUGCUGAAAUCCUUGGAUAAACACUAAUUGGCGGUUUAUCAGCCUUUAAGAACCACAGAUGUUUUUCUACCACUUUUUAAAAAUAAAACUUAGUUUUAACCAAUGGACCUCUUGCAUGGUUUCUCCCUUCUUCUUUCUCCCCCCCCCCCCCCCCCCCCCCAACAAUGCAGAAUUGCUUCGUUUUCUCAUCCCCCAAUAAAUUGGACAUUUAAAAACAGAUAGGUUAGAUAUUUACUUAAUCAUUGUUACCUUUACGGUAGUAUUUUACUAUAAACACAUAGCAUACAAUUUUGUUCCUAUAACACCACUGUCAAGAAUUCUGUAGAACUGGUUCUAACUAAAAUCUUGUGCUUUUUUUAAAAGAAAAUAAUUUAUCUAUCUUAAAAUAUUUUAAUUGUCACCGCUUGUUUCAUUUAUUUCAAGGUGUGAUUUUCUAUUUGUAAAAUGUUUAAUUCUAGGAUGUACCUUUCUGCUGUUUGUAUCAUGAGCAAUGACAAUAUUUACAGUUGAGUUUCAUACUGGAACAGUCACUUUUAGCAACAUGUGCAAUGCAGCACAACUUCAAGUUCUGUAUUACAUAACAGCUGCUGUGAAAGGUGUAGAGUAAAAGAUUUCCUAUUUUCUGAAAUUUUUUUGCUUCAAUUUAACCCAAUUCCUAAAAAUCCCUUCCUUACAUCCUGGGGAUGUACAGACGCUACAUGCUGAUGACUUUUGACCCUUAAAUCUCCCAAUAACUUUGACCACUGCCUGUAUUGUUGCUAGGAGACAGAAGAUUCUGUGCAAGAAAGAUGCAAAAUGUCAAACACCAGUUCAAGUUCUUUUGUUGGGUACUUGAAGAUUUUUAAAUUGCAUUUCUCAUUUGUACACCAAUUCUGACUUUUUUUUCUGCGGGUGAAAUUCCAGCUCUGUAUAAAUCAUAGCAUGUUGACCUCGAGCUUUGCAGUUUUACUUUUUAAUGUCAUUGCAGUAAGUGAACUUGAGAAUACACUCCCUUGACAUUUAGAAUGAUUGAUUGAUUUUUGUUUUUAAAAAAUGUUUUCAAGUGCCAAAAGUUUUUUUUUGUGCUUUGCCAUUAGGAAGGAAGAACAUGAGCUCUUGCCUAAACUAAACCUUUAGUUACAUACAGUUGUAUUUGUUUUUCUUCCAAUGGGAGAGAAUUUAUGGAUAAAUUUUAUAGCUAAAGCAUCCUUCUCUAUUGCAUGUUUGCAGCUGGCAGAUCCUGUAAUGCAAAAAGGAUUUCAAUAUUAAUGUUUUUUCCUUGCUCAUACAUUUUUCAUAGUAAUUUCAUAAAAACACUAAAGCAGUUCCUUCAGAUCUCCUGUGGUAAUGAGCUGAGCUGACAUCCGCUUGAAACCAAGAAAUCUACUAAGCAGUGUGUUGAUUGGUGCUAGUACCCUGUCAAGGGGUCAAACUUUUUGGGUAGUCCCUCCUGAAACAACUUUGUCUUUUUGUGAUUUAAAGCUUCUCGUGCAGCUUUUGAGAAAGCUCUCACAGGUCAAUGUUGACCCAGUACAGAGGUCUGUUAUAGGAUAGGUUGAUUUGAUAUUUUGUGGCAAAUGUAUAUUUUGAAGGAAGAGAAAUUUUAGACAAGGAUAUUGGUGAACUUGGCAAAAGAUAAUGGGGUUUUUAAAGCCUUAACCAGAGUUUUCAUUCCACUAAUGUGGAAAGCUUUCACCGAAAGAUCCUUCAAUCCAUUUUGAAGCCUACAGGAUUUUCCCACCAUGAGCUGCUAGUUAUUCUGCAAACUAUUCCGAUUCAUAAUGUGUUUUUUUUUAGUUUCCUAGAUGAACAACAAAGGAGGUGGUCAAAGGCUAUGAUGCCUUUUUCAAGCAUUGACCUUUUCUCAAAGCCUUGAUAGAUCUGUGCCUUUGCAAAGGCAGUAAUACUAUUUGAGGCAGCCGGCAUCCUCCCUUGCCACAAGAGAAGCCACUUUGUGUUUGGCAUCUGUUUUGAGGGUUCGCUUUAGUUGAUGUAAUAGUAUGUGGCCAAAGCUUGAUGCCAUUCUUCAACUGAUCAGUAAAUGGGAUGGGAAUCUAAGUCUCUGUUUUUCAUAGCAGUCUGUCUCCCAAAACGCUAAGUCUUCAUAUACUGGCUCCAGUAUUUUGAGAAAUGCACCUGGGUACAGGGCUCUAGAAAAAAAGUAUAAAUAAAGUAUAAUGUUUCUUUGGUUUUUCAAUAAAACUAUAUUUUGGUACAUAAAAUUUUCUUGGUUUCUUUUGGAUUAUUGGUGUAAAUACUAAUAGCAACACUUUAAUGCCUUGAUGUAGGGGGUGGGAUUAAAAGUUUUAUAAAAAAAAACCUAUAUAUGGAGUAUACCAGAACAAACUCCAUCCCCUACUCUUUGUAUAUUGUGGAGCCAACUGGUGGUUAUUGACUUUGCACCAAGGGUGGCUAUAUGCAAAUUAAAUCUGUCAGAAAACCUAAUUGGAGCAAGAGGUUCAAGCAAUGACUAUUUUUCAAGCUGGACCUCUUCUUUUUAAGUGAAUUUUCAUUCCUUAUCUUUUUGAUGAGUUUCAUUUCACUGCAGAGUACAAAGCCUUUUGGGUAAGAAGGGAUCUUCCUGCACUCUGUGUAGUAAGUCAUUACCUGCUCGUUUGAAGGGGUUUGAAUGGCUUGAGUUGGGAAAAGCAUUGGAACAGCUUUUAUUGUAGCACCUUGUUUCCCUGUUAGAGCUUGAGGCCACAUACAUUAAGGCCUUGCUAUUGCAGGAGAUGGAGGAGGAAACCCCAUAAGAUUUUGUGAUGCCACCACCUCUUAUGGGAUUAAUUAGGGGAAGGAGCAAUAGCCACCAUGUUUCACUCAUGACAUUCCAAGUGUGAUCUGUGCUGAAAUUGGUGCGGUGUUUGGAAAUUCUAACUAUUGAGCAAUGACUGGUGGUUGCAACACAACAUCUAACUUCAGGGUGUUCAUACAGUGAACACCUCUUGUAUAUGCAGAAUCCACACUGGUCUAUUGUUUUUUUUUUUCUAGUGCUCCACUUGGUAACUUCCAGUGCAUUUUGUACAGCAAAGGGGGAACCAUUUUAACCCAACUCACCUGAAUGAGGUAGCACACCAGUUUUGCAUCCCUCCCCAAUAUUGCCCUCCAUGGGCUUGAAAUAAGCUGGCAAAACAAUGCGCCUGAUCCUGUUAGUAUUCUGAGAGGCAAGUUGGCUUAAAAUUACUCUGCAAAUGAUCCCAACUGUCGGAGUACCAGUGGAAAGCCUGUAAUUUGUCUUCCUAUUGACUAAUUGUUUGCAGAAAAGGUGAUUUGCUAUUUUCAGAUCUGUACAUAUUCAUAUAUUUUAAUUUGUUCUGGAUUUUUUAAUGUAUAAAUAAAACAUAUCUUUACACAAA
This is a messenger RNA of Rhincodon typus (whale shark), 4607 nucleotides long. It is a transcript of the gene sdc4, whose product is annotated as syndecan 4. The record is from RefSeq and is a predicted model, not a curated record. The transcript is spliced from 5 exons. Gene Ontology annotation, cellular component: cell surface; membrane. NCBI's taxonomy places the organism in Eukaryota, Metazoa, Chordata, Chondrichthyes, Orectolobiformes, Rhincodontidae. The coding region runs from base 303 to 878 and encodes 191 amino acids. Gene Ontology annotation, biological process: cell migration.